Molecule: messenger RNA, 1631 nt
Organism: Moneuplotes crassus
Lineage: Eukaryota; Ciliophora; Spirotrichea; Euplotida; Euplotidae
Source: the annotation of a GenBank genome assembly
AAAUAAUUGAAAAAUGAAGAUUUCUUCAGAAGAAGCUUAUUCAUUCCUUAAAAGAUCAGUUGAACUUAAUCUUGACAGUGACAUCUUCAAAAAUGGACAUUUGAAGGCCCUCACUUCACUGACGAAAAAGAAGGGCAAAAGAAGCCAUAAAACAAGCAGACAAGAGAGUUAUAGACUCAAAGUAUUUCAAAAUCUAGCUAAAAUGGUUUGAUUUAUCUCCACAAUGACCGGCCAGAAGCGGUUUGAAAAUAUCUGAUUUGCUCUUGACUGGUACAAGAACAAGAUUAACCCAAUACUGGGCGAGGACCAACAAAAAAUUGAACUGGUAGUCGAUAGUGAUGAGAUGUACCAAAUAAAAGACGAAUGCCAAAAAUUCGUCACAGCAGUGCCUAAUAUCAUGUCAAAGGUAAAACACAAAGACCAAAUCAUGGUGAAGAAAGUGAACAGUAAUAAACUACUGAAUCGUGUUGAGAGAGGCCAUACCAGAAGUAUGGAUGUUAUUCCUCCUCUUCACAGGAGUAAUAAGUCCUACGAAAAGAUUAUGUACACUAAUGCAGAUCUAAAGUCUCUCAGAUAUGGCUUCCAAGACGGAAAAUUAUCAUUAAGGAAUUUUGAAAAAUUAUGUGGGCAGGCAAGACCAUUGGCAAAAGAAUCUCCAUACAGAGUCAAGAUCAAGAGGAAUGCAAGAUCUAUUAUUACUCAGAAAUCUCCUUUGCAAAAUACUAAGAAGAUAAGUACUUGUAGGAUUACAAACUCCAUUAAUAAGAGCUCUUCUACCCAUCUCUCUGAGUGAAUGAGUGCAAGGAUGAGAGACAAGGAUUCAGAACAGUUCUUCAUGAAACUCAAAAACACAUUCUUGCAGAAAAUUAUAAAUAACGAGAAUGAUAAUAGUUCAAAGGCAUCCAUUUCUAAUUUUGUUAAAACCGCAAGGCCAGUGAAAGGGAACUUGUAUACCAGAAUCAAGGACAAUCAGGGCUCUGUCAGAAAUAUGAAAUUAACUAAAGGAAGAAGCCCUGCCUUUAAGAUACAUCCAAAGCAAUCACCUAACCUUUCACAGAAGCAGCUUACCACGGUUAAGUUGAUUGGCCAGAACAACCAGAGAGAGAUUAGAACAAUUCCGAAAGCUAAAGUUAAAACAUUGCUUAACUCUGAACCUAAGAAACAGAUACAGAAUGAUAUGGAUUUUUCAAAUCAGUCGGAUCUUCAUAAUUUAGAGACUUCUCCUCGCUUUGGGCUUUACAAGGGAUCUGAGAAGUACCUCUUUGAUCUAUUUAAGAAAUAUUCUGAUUUCAAGGAUCAGCCUGCCAAUAUUGAACUCAAGAAUGAUUCAACACCUAAGGCUUGGUGAGAGGAAGAUAAUACACCUGUUACAUUUAAACUUACUCAGAACUCAACACAAUAUGUGCCUUCUUAUAUCUCUAAAUUUAACAAGAAAAUCCCGGAUUCAGACUGCACUCAUUACCAAACUCCUACUAUGUUCUCAGAGAGCCCAGACAAGAUACAGUCUAAUGUUGACUUUAGCAUAAAAAUCAGGCAUUGCAAAAUUGGUGAGGACUCUAUUGGAUCAGCACAUUAUAUAAAGUGCGAUAAAAAUUAGGCAUAAAUCUUACUUAAAAUUUCUUAAAUGCAAA